This is a messenger RNA of Aspergillus tanneri, 438 nucleotides long. RefSeq lists its product as uncharacterized. The transcript has 3 exons. Bases 1 to 438 code for a protein of 145 amino acids. The record is from RefSeq and is a predicted model, not a curated record. Lineage: Eukaryota; Fungi; Ascomycota; Eurotiomycetes; Eurotiales; Aspergillaceae.
AUGAAACCUCAGGGUGUGAAAUCCUGCACUGGUGGCUCCGGCCGCAAACAAACCGAAAGGCAGCCUCGUCUGCCAUCGCAACCACCAAUGUCACGAGGAGUGAAUAAACGCCCUCGUGAACCAUCCCACUUCAUCCGGCGAAACGACCCCACAACAAAUAUCGCCAAGAGACCUGUGGACAUUCCUAUCGACCGACGAGAGACAUAUGCUCCAACUGGGCCCCGCAAUGACGGUACUGACAAGACAGACGUUUCUGCAGACGCUACCAUCGAAUCAUCUCCCGUCCCUGAGGUGGAAAUGCGUGAUGCAUAUCCCCCUAGUGAACAUCCAAUGAUCUCGAUUAUCGAGGCACUCGCAAGAUCACUUUCCCAGAAACGGGCCAAACACCCGGCGUUGGAUGCCGACCAUGACGUUAUCAUGGCCGAUGCUCCUCAUUAA